Molecule: messenger RNA, 6626 nt
Organism: Xyrichtys novacula (pearly razorfish)
Lineage: Eukaryota; Metazoa; Chordata; Actinopteri; Labriformes; Labridae
Source: the annotation of a GenBank genome assembly
GAGGAGAGAGGAGCGAGGAGAGAGGAGAGAGGAGACAGGAGACAGGAGAGAGGAGAGAGGAGCGAGGAGAGAGGAGAGAGGAGAGAUGAGAGAGGAGAGAGGAGAGAGGAGCAGCUCUCCACUAAACUGAGAGGACCAGGACUGAAGUCAGAGCCCUGACACCAGAUCCAGAGGGGUCACAAACAUGAACCAGAAUGAGUCCACAGACAGAGUCGCCGUCUUUAGAUUAAUGACUGAGUUCCUCUCUGAAGUUUCAUUAAAUCCUCAUUAACAAACUUCUCUGAAAACGUUUAAAACAUAGAUAAAGAUCUAAAAACUCAACAGGACUGAUUUCAGCCUACUUCACUUUUCUUUUGUUUACAUUUUGCUCUUUGUUAUUUUAUUGCAUCUUAGCUGUUGUGUUAUAUUUCUUUUAUUUUUAUUCUUGGCAUGGAAAUGGACCUAAGUACUAAUUUCAUACCACAGACUGUCAAAGGUGUGGGAUAUGACAAAAUAAAGGUUCUUGAAUCCUUGUAAACCUGAUUCUGUGAUUUAUAAUUGAAUAUCUUUGGAGUUUGAAUAACAGUUAAAAUCGAUCUCUGGGAUCCUUGAUAAGAUGUUAAAAACAGAAUUUGAAGGUUUGAAAAUCAUUUUAACCUGCUAUUGGACUAAAAGAUUAAAAAUGUCUGUUUUCAAAUCUUCAUUUUCAAAGAAAUUCAGUUUUUAAAUUGUUUAAAAAUCAUCUUUAUUUGUAUUUAAUUGAUUUUUUUAACUUUCUGGACUGUUGUCGAUAAUUGACUCUGUUUUAAUCGCUUUUUAUCGAACUUUCAAUGUUUUUUUUUUAAAACUUGUUUCUAUGAUUUAGAGUUUAAUAUCUUUGGAGUUUGAAUAACUGUUAAAAUCGAUCUCUGGGAACCUUGAUAAGAUGUUAAAAACAGAAGUUAAAGUUUUCAAAAUCAUUUUAACCUCUUAUUGGACUAAUAGAUCAAUAUUGUUUGUUUUCAAAUCUUCAUUUUCAAAGAAUUUUAUUUUUUUAAUUGUUUAAAAAUCAUCAACAUUAAACUAUUCUGGACUGUUGUUGAUAAUCGACUCUGUUUACUCUGUUUUAAUCGCUCGAUUUAACAAACAUCUUUAUCAUUAUUGAAGAUUUGAAAUGUGGUUUUUACAUAAAUAUUGACUUGUCUGUGUUUUUGCUCUUCUGACACCCAGAAACAGUCACAGUCACACACUAAUAAUAAAGUCACGUCCCCUCACACUCACACACACAGACACACACACUCACGGCUCUUUAUUGGUUCAUUUAUGGAGCGCUCAUCCGGGGGGCCUUCCACAGAUAGACCCUCACAGUCUCUGCAGACCCUCGCCCGGUCACAUGAGCCUCAUGAGUGCGCCCCAGAACAAGGCGCACACAGUCAGAUCCAUCACUGAUGGCAUUCAUAUUUCCCAGCUUGGAGUCGGCGACGAGUGCAAAUGUUCACUAUUGGAAUCAUGUGCAGAGACAGAGAUGACAGAGGCCUUUGAGCGGAGCACGUCCAGUCCUGUUCGGUUCAACCAGGGUCAACUAAAGCCAAACUAUCUGCAGAGGGGUUCUUCAUCCUCCUCCUCCUCCUCAGCAGUACAGUCCCCCUCUGUUCUCCCUCUCCUCGCUCUCCGCAGGUCGAGCUGCAGCCGUGUUGUAGACAUGCUGCUCUGUCAGAGCGUGAUGGAUGUCCACUCCACAAAUGUGAGGGUACGAAGUCCGGGGAUUCCCGUUUCCCAGAGGCCUUUGGGUGGAUGGAUCCCUGUUACGUAAACAAAUCCAUCUGCACUUCCUGCUUCUUGGUCAGAGAGAGCGAGCGAGGGAGGAGAGCUGAAUUUUUAUAUUCUGAGACAAAACACGGAGGAGGAGGAGGAGGAGGAGGAGGAGGACGGGGGGGUCAGGAGAGGAGGGGGUGACAGAGGUAGAAGAGGAAGAGCCCUUUCCCUCUCAGCUGCACCUCCUCGCUCUUCCUGCAGUGAUCUCAUCUUCAGCUUCCGCCCGGACAGACCGCGGCGCUUUGAACCGUCGACCAUAGGAGGCAAAUAUAGGAGUAUGUGACACACACACACACACACACACACACACACACACGCCUGUCCUGAUUAUCACAGUGGAAAACAGACGGACACCCACACAGCCGGCCCGACAGGAAACAGCGCUGCUCGGAACAAACAAGCACUUCCUGUGAGCGCUGGGGCCCAAUCAGAAUCCGGCGUCCUGUCCACUGCAUCAUUAUCACCAUCAUUCAGAGGACAUUACUGCUCAUUUGCUAAUAGCCACAAGGCCUUAUUUAUGCCCCCCCCCCUCCUCUGGUGACCCAGGUUUGGACUCGUGUCUUUACACGGACGUCCGCCGCCGCCGUUCCUCCAAAACUCGCCCACUAAUUGAAAUACAUUAGUCCUAAAUUGCCUCUCUUUCCCUUUCACCCAUCAUGUUGACAGACGAGCCAAUAUUUAAGUUUGCCUCUCUAAUUUGUUGUAGAGGCUGAAGUUGGUUUACAGUACCAUUACUCUGACAGACGGCAGGAACAGAACCGCCAUUAUGUUCCCGGUUCAGAGUGCGGUCAACGCCGGACUCCAUAGGGUCUGACCAAGGCCGCCAACUGGGGCCAGGGUUUCUGUACGAGCUGCUAAAAGUCUGAGUUAUUCCUGUUCUGACAGAACAUGAGAUACCUGAGGGGGUUCCUGUAUCUGAACCUCAAACAUCUCAAAGCUGCUCUGUCACGAUAAAUAAAACACCUCUGAGGGAUUUUAUAUCAGCGUUAUCUGACGUCUGUCUGACCAGAACAAAUAGUUAGUUCAUGUUUGAUUCAAGGACACAACUUUUUACCAGGUCUGUAUGUUUGUUUGUAAGGAACAAACUUCUGAGUUAGUCUGAUCGAUUUCCCGAAAGAAAAUUUAAAAACAAUCUAGUUUAGGGAGGCGGCAGCAUCUAUGAGUCUGUUGGGAGACUAAAAUGAUAAAACUAAGUUUAAUCGAACACAGCUCAUAAUUCUUUUUUUUUUUGCUGAAUCAGACUUCUCUCCUUGUCGGCGUCGAACGUGUCCUCCUCCCCAACACUAGGGGGCGAUAUGGGUCUUUUCAGCGGCGCUGUUUCCGACCCCAUCCAACCGUCAACAACAACAACAGCAGGUCGGUGUCAGACGUCAGAAGUGUCUACAACUGCUGCUGGGCAUUUUGGAGAAACAAGAAGAUGGAGCAUCGUACAGCGUUGUUUUUGUCCUACGGGGGGCGUGGCACACAGGCAUACUCCGACUACGCUGGUUACAUGGUAGAGAAAAUCGAAUUCCAAUCACAUUAUCUGGGUGUCUUAAUCGAAGUUCUCAAACUCUGAUUAUAGUCGGACUAAGGUGUUUACAUGACCUUCAGUUGUCCGGUCUUAAUCGGAAUAAGGCGAUAAUUCGGUUUUCUCAAGUGUCAUGGAAACGUACUGACUGAGUCCUCAUUUAGGUCUAAGGACCUCUGAUGGAUCUCUGUAGACUCUUAAACCUGGACUGAGAUAAGGUGAUCUGGUCUGAGGAGGUUCUUGUUUGGUACCACCACCCUCGAUGAUCUUCAUCAGGUAACUAACCAACAUCAAACGUCUUCUAAACAAACUACAGUAAAAAUCAACAAACCCUCGAUUUUUCCAAAUGUUGGCGUUGAUAACCCUAACCCUGUUUGCCUCCCACCCCCCUUGUCUUUGUGAGUCUGUUUGGACCAGGAAGCCGCCCGUCUUAUCUGAACACACGACCCCGCUGGAUGGCGGCCGGCCUGUGGAAGCUCAACUCUGAGUAAACUUUGCCUUAACUUUGAAGCGGGCCGUGUGAGCGCCUGUCCUGGGGGCUGCUCUCAGCAGCGGUGGCUCUCCAAAGGGGGAGGUCAAUGGGACAGGUAAACAGGAAGUGCCAGUGCGGUGAUUGACAGCCUGUUUAGACACAGAGAGAUGGAUGCUGGGAGAACGCUGACUCAAUGACGAAUCACCUCUCACUGACCGGAUUCUGGACAAAGAUGCUGCAGGGCACGGGGGGGGAGCAUGGUGGAGAACUUCUAUUUUUACCUCCAGAACAGAGUUGGGCGGGAUGACGGUGUAAAAGUGUCUACCAGUAGAAAUUUUGCCGUUUGCAUGCGUUUCCGUAAAUUCACCAGCGUGUUGUGCAGAGUUUGUUCACUCUGUUUGAUUUGUCAGGUUUAGGUGCGUUUCUGUAUCACCAGCGUGUCCAGCUGACUGCUUGGCAAAGUUUUGACGAAGAAGAAGAAGAAACAGCUUCACUGAUGGUGGUCAUGGCGGACGUGGAGAUUAGCGGCAGUACCGAGCAAACAGAGGCAACCCGACCCAUCUCAUACGAGGAAGAGGAGGAGGAACUUGUUCUGAAAAAGGGCGCAAGUCGCGACAUCAGUUAUCUGGAGAUUCUUCGGAUUUAGAAAAUCCGACAAUGAUCAAAAAACAAAACUAUACAAAGAGUGUGGUAUGGCUGUCAAUGGUGGAGGAGGAAACACCAACAACCUCUUCAACCACCUAAAGAUGAAACACACCUAACUCCAUUAUAAGAUGCGUGACGCACCUGCUGCACCAAAAACUAAAACUGCAGCAGCUCCUCUCAGACUCAAGAGCUUUCAGAGUCUCUCUCCAAAGGUACGCCAUAUGAUAAAAAAAUCACCAGACUGGUCCGACAUUUUAUUUACAUUUGUGUAAAAAUCUGAGUUUAAAAAUAAAAGGAAAAUGAACAAAUGCAACAAUAUGGUAAUUAUAAAGACAUUAACUGAAUUUACAGGGGGGAAAAAACAUAUUGUGAUAAAUACCGUUACCAUGACAUGACUUAAGGCGUGAUAUAACGGUGCAUUCCAGUUGUUCUCAGAGGUGGGAAUUUACACUUCUAACCAUUUAAUGUUGCAAUAAGUCAGCCUGCGGCUCGGACUACAAAAGUAUUAUUAGAUGUUUGUAUAUGGAAAUGCUGUCAUAGUGUAAUUUACAUUUUUUCAUGUGUAUAUCUGAACUCUAACAACAGCUAACUGUAGCCUGGUAGUUUCAGCUGAUUUUUUGUUUAUUUCAACUUAUAAUUGACAAAAUGUGUGUAUGCAGUUGUUAGGAGCACUCGCCCGUUAUUAACUGAUGACCGAUCAAACAGCGAUCAAUACUUUUUGUAAACAAUGAAAUACUUAGAAAGAAAAAAUAGGCGACCUUCUGCGCCUACGUGUUUGCAUGUCGCAGAACGACCCCAUAUUUGUCCAGAAGUCGCUGAUAUUCAGACAAGGUAAGCACUAAAUUAACUUUCGUAGAUGUAGCCAUCUUGUUUCUGCCUCCGAUUUUUCUUUUUUCCGACUUGGUAACUGAAACGAUGUUAACUCUGGUGUGACGUCAUUCCCAGCUCUGACAUCUGACUUCCACGGUAACUCGAAGGCACCAUAAGAAAUUGUUUAUACCGCCCAACACUACUCCAGAACAUUCCUCCAGUUUCUCCACAGUUAUCUCUGCAUUUGGAGCGAUUUGGUUCUGCUGAGUGAGGAUAUUUUUGGCCACGAGACGCUCCUCGCCACGAGCGCCACGCCCUCUCUGGAAGUGGCAUCCAAAUUGCUUUUUCUAUGUGCCUCCCAGUAAAAAAAGCCUGUGUGCAAAUCAAUAUUUCAUCCAGCUGAAGCCAUUACGGCGCUCGGAGAGGGGCGGUGACUUACAGUAAGAGGCCGAGUGUUUUGACAGCGUCUGGGUUUGUUGCCCGGGGGGGGGUGUUUGUUUGUGAGAGGAAGUUUGGGUUAGAUAUUCUCUAAAAGGUCAAAACUCUCCACUUUCAUUAACUUUUACUCUCUUCGUUACUCUUUCUGCCUUUAUCGUACCCAUAAUGCAACAGUGAGGGUGCUCGCAGGCCAGCAGCAGCCUGGGUGGCAGACUGAGCGCUGGGGCCGCCGCUUGCUGGAGCUAAUCAUGUUGAUUAUUACGAUUACAGACCAUUUCCCCCUCCCAGUGUCACGCUGCAACUUACUGACCUGAAUCUGACAGGAAAAAAAAAAAAAACGUCCUGGUUGCCACGGGCGAUCCGUCUUCCUGUUCUCCUCUGUCCAAAAAAAACGCCCCCUCCCUCCGUCCCGCCCUCCUUUUCCUCCGUUCAAACACAAUCGGUCCCCGAGGUAGCCCAGGGACCGUUUCCUCAUCCCGACCAAGGCAUGACCAAGAGCUUUACUGGACACACACACACACACACACACACACACACACACACACACACACACACACACACACACACACACACACACACACACACACACACACACACUGAUUUCUGUCUACAUUUCCCCUCUCAGCCAGUUUCCUCUUUUUCAUUAGGUUCUGGCAGCAGGAUAAAGUUUUCCUGCUACUGUGCGUCCAGCAGCAGGCGUGCAGAUGUUGUGCGCGGCGGUGGUGGCGGCGGGGCUCCUCCUCCUCCUCCUUCCACAUGUGUUUAUCAGAUCGCUGCUCUGUUUCAUAAUCUCCAUCAUACAGCAGAUAACAAAGCCUUUGAUUUGGGGCUGAUUUCCCCCCAUGUUAAAUUUAGCAGAGUGAUCACUCAGGGUGAUUACGGGUCUCUGUGGUCUUCUCUGGAUCAGAUGGGACACACACACACACACACACACACACACACACACAGAGCGCGGCGGCCCGGCUCAGAGGAGGUGGG